Phasianus colchicus (ring-necked pheasant) is the source of this 1616-nucleotide messenger RNA. It is a transcript of the gene BPNT1, whose product is annotated as 3'(2'), 5'-bisphosphate nucleotidase 1. Gene Ontology annotation, molecular function: 3'(2'),5'-bisphosphate nucleotidase activity. Gene Ontology annotation, biological process: phosphatidylinositol phosphate biosynthetic process. The record is from RefSeq and is a predicted model, not a curated record. NCBI's taxonomy places the organism in Eukaryota, Metazoa, Chordata, Aves, Galliformes, Phasianidae.
GUUUUGUUUUCCCUUCGCGGCGAAGCGCUGCUCCGAGCGCGGGGCUGAGGGGCGGCUGUGGGCUGCGAUAGGAUACUGUAGGCUGCCGGGAGCUGAGGGAGCGUGAGGAGCUCAGCGUCCGCUGUGAGGUGGAGAUAGCAUUUCCAAAAUCUGUCCUGUGACUGCUGUUGCCUGUCCAAGACAGACAGCUUUGGGGCUGGACCUUGGCUAUUCCACCAUUCAGUAUGGCUUCUCCAACUCUGCUCAUGCGUGUUGUUGCCUCUGCGUAUUCUGUUGCAGAAAAAGCUGCAACAAUUGUUAGAAAAGUAAUGGCUGGAGGAGAUCUGGGGAUAGUAGAGAAGAGUGGAGCCAAUGACUUGCAGACCAAAGCUGACCGACUGGUACAAAUGAGCAUCUGUGCUUCAUUGACACGAAAGUUUCCCAAAGCAACAAUCAUAGGAGAAGAAGAUCUACCUCCUGAAGAAGUAAAUGAGGAAUUAAUUGAAGAUGGCUACUGUGAAGAAAUCCUAAAGAAAACUUGUCCUGCUCAGUACACAGGAAUUAAAGAGGAAGAGCUUGUAAUAUGGGUUGAUCCUUUGGAUGGAACCAAAGAGUACACUGAAGGUCUCCUUGACCAUGUCACUGUUCUCAUUGGAAUUGCUUAUGGAGGCAAAGCAAUAGCUGGAGUUAUUAAUCAGCCAUAUUACAACUAUGAGGCAGGAGCUGAUGCUGUAUUGGGCAGAACAAUCUGGGGAGUCCUGGGCAUAGGUGCCUUUGGAUUUCAGCUCACAGAAGUACCAGCUGGGAAACACAUCAUUGUUACCACCCGUUCGCAUGGCAGUACUCUGGUAAACGACUGCAUCAGUGCUUUGAACCCAGACAGCAUUAUCAGAGUUGGAGGAGCAGGAAACAAGAUCAUUCAACUCAUAGAAGGCAAAGCAUCUGCUUAUGUAUUUGCCAGUCCUGGAUGCAAGAAGUGGGAUACCUGUGCACCUGAAGCUAUUUUACAUGCAGUGGGAGGCAAGAUAACUGAUAUCCAUGGAAACUCUUUUCAGUAUAACAAAGAAGUAAAACACAUGAAUUCAGCUGGGGUCCUUGCCACUUUGAGAAAUUAUGACUAUUAUGCCAGUCGUAUUCCUAACACAGUUAAACAAUCCCUUGUGCCUUAAAGCACAAAGUAUCUUCACUUGGCCUGGAAAGUUGAGAAGGUGAGAUUGUAGAAAAAUUAAAGAAAGAAGAUAACUGAGCUUGAAAUUGUUUUAUGGAAUCUGAAUCUAAUUCUUACAUUAAGCCAUUCAAUAAUUUCAAAAUUACCUGCAGACUGUUUGAUCAGAUUGUUUUGCUAUGUUUAGCAAAUAAUUUAAUAACUACAUUUCUUCAACUUUUGUUUUCCAUAUUCUUUGGAAAUAGAGUAUUCAUUCCAUGUGAUAUGACUGUGGUUAAUGCACUGCUAAUCAUAACAACAUAAUUGAAAAGUCAUCUUAGUAUUCAGGGCACAAAUUCAUUUUAACUUAUCUACCAAAUUUUGUUUAGAGUUUUUUCUCAUUUGUACUCAACAAGAUUUUGUUGUGUUAAAUAAAUAAAUGGAUGGAUGAUCACAUUUAUAAUAAAAGUGGAUGGUUUUGAUUCUUUCAAGU